Molecule: messenger RNA, 396 nt
Organism: Hydatigera taeniaeformis
Lineage: Eukaryota; Metazoa; Platyhelminthes; Cestoda; Cyclophyllidea; Taeniidae
Source: the annotation of a GenBank genome assembly
CUGCGAGUAGUUUACGCAUGUGAAAGUCCAAGUGUUCAAGCUCGUUAUUAUACCUCAACUGAUUCUCUUCUCUCCUCAAAAACGGUCAUCAUCGUCGAGGGUCGGGCGACUUGCAAAAAUGACGAGGUAUUAACUUGGAUUACUAACCGAAAUCUGGAAACUGAUGAGUUUCAAGUUACCUUCUCCGAUGACCAUAAGAAGUUACCCAAGGGUUACUAUUCAGUUCGCUUUUUCGAUGAUAUCGGCUACUUAAACUUACGUCAACCGCUUGGUGGUGUCAAGCCUGUUUUUACAGUCGAUGUUUAUCAUCCUGGCAUAUGGUUUAGUCCUUUGAUCCACUCGGAAACUGUUGCUCUCCUUGCUGCCGCUCUUACUGGUUUUGUUCAUGCAUUUUAA